Molecule: messenger RNA, 2690 nt
Organism: Mus caroli (Ryukyu mouse)
Lineage: Eukaryota; Metazoa; Chordata; Mammalia; Rodentia; Muridae
Source: RefSeq, a predicted model, not a curated record
AUGGCGGAUACAGCAACCACAGCCUCAGCGGCGUCCGCGGCGGCCAGUGCCCCGAANGCCUCCACAGAUGCGCCCCCUUUCCAGCUGGGCAAGCCCCGCUUCCAGCAGAAACGUCUCAGAGAGGCUGUGCAACUGCUGGAGGAUUACAAGCAUGGCACCCUGCGCCCGGGAGUUACAAACGAACAGCUCUGGAGUGCACAGAAAAUCAAACAGGCUAUCCUACACCCGGACACCAACGAGAAGAUCUUCAUGCCUUUCAGAAUGUCAGGUUACAUUCCUUUCGGGACGCCAAUUGUGGUGGGACUUCUCUUGCCUAACCAGACGCUGGCAUCCACUGUCUUCUGGCAGUGGCUGAACCAGAGCCAUAANGCCUGUGUCAACUAUGCAAACCGCAAUGCUACCAAGCCUUCACCUGCAUCCAAGUUCAUCCAGGGCUACCUGGGCGCUGUCAUCAGUGCUGUUUCCAUUGCUGUUGGCCUUAAUGUGCUGGUUCAGAAAGCAAACAAGUUCACUCCAGCCACUCGCCUUCUCGUGCAGAGAUUUGUACCCUUCCCUGCAGUAGCCAGUGCCAAUAUCUGCAACGUGGUCCUGAUGCGAUAUGGGGAGUUAGAGGAAGGAAUUGAUGUCCUGGAUGCUGAUGGCAACCUCGUGGGCUCCUCAAAGAUCGCAGCCAGACACGCCCUGCUGGAGACAGCCCUGACACGUGUGGUUCUGCCUAUGCCCAUUCUGGUGCUCCCUCCAAUCGUCAUGUCCAUGCUGGAGAAGACAGCUCUCUUGCAAGCACGCCCGCGGCUACUCCUACCUGUGCAUAGCCUCGUGUGCCUGGCAGCCUUCGGCCUGGCCCUGCCGCUGGCCAUCAGCCUUUUCCCGCAGAUGUCAGAGAUUGAAACCUCCCAAUUGGAGCCUGAGAUAGCCCGGGCUACCAGCAGCCGGACAGUGGUGUACAAUAAGGGGCUGUGAGUGAAGACCAGCCGGCCUGGGCACACAGCACUAUCCAGGCCGGGCAUUCGGGGUGGGGAGAGAAGUCUCAUGAGCUGUCUCUGCAAGGAGGGGCUGUCUGGAAAGCAGCCAACCUCCAUCAGUAGGGAGACUAACCAUUCACAUUUUAACAUAGGGGAGAGGAAUUCUGACACAUUUCCUACACAAAAAGAAUCAAGUGCAUCUCUGGGCCUUACAUGGGGUCGGCUAAACUCCACUCAGCACAAUUUCGUGUGAGCUAAAGAACUGUAGAGUGCUUCUGGGGUAGUAGUAUCCUUUUAUAUGCUCUUUUUUUUCGGUUUGUUAUAAUUUUUUUUUAUUAGAAGCAAGUCUGAGCCUUGGUUGCAGCUGACCAAAAGUAGCAGGACAGGUGGCGGGAGCCAGAGGAGCCUGGGAACUGGUUUGCAUUGAUGGGAGGGGAGUAUAAUGGUUAGGCCUGGUGGGCCCCUCGGGUUAAGAGAAGGGAAGGGAAGGGAGGUGGUCUGCACCCCACAGGAUGAACCAAGGUUCUUGGGAAUUGGGUCCCUCUAUCAUAGAGCACUAGAGACCCCCCUGGAAGAUUCCGGGAACACCAGGCUCUGAAUGUACCCAACUCCUACCCACCCACAGCUGAGGGAAAGUCAGAUGACCCCAGGCAUGGGUCAUCUUUCAUGGAGCUCAUAUUGAUUCCAGGUCCCUGAGAGUACCCCAGCUCUAGUCAGGGAUCCCCAAGAAGCAACACUGUUCUGUGGGAACAAGGAGAGAGGAUCCUGCCUGGGCUUUGCAGGAGGGUUCUUUUCCACAAGUAGCUAGAGUUUCCUACGGGGACAAAGGUGGGCUGAGCCCACUGUGGUCCAGUCUGCAGCCACUGAAGCUGUCACACUCCACACCUUUCUGCAAUAGAGGAGUCUCCUGCCUGAGNGUGCAAGGCCGGAUCCCUGGCAACUCCCUGAGAGGUCGCCUCAGCAAUGGACGAGCCACCCACAUCUCCGAGCUUCCAUUCCCUCCCUGGAAGCAAAGGACUGAACUGGGGUUCCCCCCAAGCCUGGGGCUCCUCUCUACCUGCUUCACUCAGAUGUNCACAUUCCAGGCAUCUCGAAGGUGGAUUCUGGGCUGGAAAGUGCAUCAGGCCCUUCUGGAAAUGGCCAGCACUUAGCCUACAAAAGGACCUUACCCUUCUGUAUGGACUCCCCUACAUCCUAAAAAACCUUGACUUGUGCCAAACCCUUCCUGGCUGUGGAGGAGGCAGUAUGGAUGCCUGAGCUGAGCUCAGGGGUCACACGGCAUGCCCUUCCUCACUGCUGCAGACUUGGGGCCUCUUGCUGCUGGCUCCAUCUCNUCACGUGUAGGCCACAGAGGAAGAGAUAGCUCUACCUAAGGAGGCAGGGUCUGGGNGAGCUGAACAGGGUGACUCCUGGUCCAAAGGACCCACAAAGAGGAGAUACACUGAUCUCUACACAGNCCUCAUCUGNCCACACUAGGAUGGGAGCCCUGGCUCAUGACCCUGGAACCUGACUCAGGACGGGUCAGGCUGAAGAUCAACAUGUAUGGUUGCAGAAAAANGCUGGCGCGAGGCAGCAAGGACAAGGUCACAGGUUCCCUGCCAGCAUCUUAAGGCANGUGUAGCUGCAGCAAGAUGGGCUGAGCAUGGGUAUUGGUCUCCGGGCCUUGGCUGGAGACUAGAUCUGUUUGCUUGGAGCCUCUUUUGAAAAGUUCAUUCUCAGCUUUUUUUU